This is a messenger RNA of Fusarium vanettenii 77-13-4, 1788 nucleotides long. RefSeq lists its product as uncharacterized. The record is from RefSeq and is a predicted model, not a curated record. Bases 1 to 1788 code for a protein of 595 amino acids. The transcript is spliced from 4 exons. Lineage: Eukaryota; Fungi; Ascomycota; Sordariomycetes; Hypocreales; Nectriaceae.
AUGGAUCCCGCUUCUCUCGCCUUCGGCGUGGUGUCGCUGGCGAUGCAGCUGAUGCAAACCACGACAGCGAUAAAGAAGCUGAUUACCGAUUACAAGUCUGCCGCCAAAGACCUCGCAGUUCUCUCAGACAAGCUCGACGACAUUGAGGCGGUCUGCCGCUCGCUCGAGGUUGUCCUAGCCAACUUUGAUGCAAUCCGGAACCCAUGGGAGACCACGCUUUUGAACAAAUUGUACAAAGCUAUCAGCGACUGCCGCGACAAAGUCUCUCUUGCGUAUGAUGCUGUCCACAAAGUCACGGCCCGUCGGAAGAAUGGGCGCGCCUCUUUGGCCACGGUUGGCAGCUUGGUUCUGCAGCACAGAGCCCGGAUCCGACAGUGUAAUGAUGAUCUGGAUCGAUCUCUGUCUUCACUUCAACUACACAUGACUACCAAUCUCUUGGCUGCCAACAUGAGACCUUCAGUCCUGCCUAGGCGAGGCCAUGUUUUAAUAUCUGCUCCUUCGGUAGUAGAGGGUCAAUCGACAGAAACAGUCUCUGUUACGAAUCGAAAUCGCACAUUCUCAUCAUACAAAGACAGCUCAGAUACUCUCAUCACACAGUGGCGAUGGGGUUGGAGCGCACUCGGUUAUCUUCAAACGACGCGAACUCUCAAGACAACUACUGGAUUUAGCGAGACUGACUCUCUGAAAACUGACGAAGAUCUAUCCUUCUUGAUAGGUGUUCCGAUAUUGAAGCUGUACCUCAAACUGUCAGUUCGGCGAGGGUCACUCUCUCCCUUGUCCGCCUCCCUGCACUUCCCACACGUUAUCGACACAGCCCCCGGAUCGAGCGAAAUUGGUGAUCGACUAGUCAGUGCCCUUUUCUAUGAUGACGCAGAAGCGGUUAGGGAUUACUUCUGUAAAGGUUUACUCACCCCGUUCUCCACUAUGGCGUGGAGUCUCUACAGAGAUGCCGAUGACGAGACAACUUUUUACGGAGUAAGAGAAACACUAGAAGUAAUGUCUGCAAAUUCCUGGUUGAACAACUUUCAGAUUCGCUGCAAAGCUUCAUUUGGACUGAAGCAGCUGCUGUUUGACUACAUUGACAUGCGAGGCGAUUCAUUGACCCCUCUUGAGGUUUUAAGAGCCCUCAAUGAGCUUCGCUCGGCCCGCGAUUUGAAGAUUUUCGUUGAGUAUUGCAAACAGCGCUUUUCAGACGAUUGGUGGCCCUUCAACCUUCGUCUUUACUCAUAUCUUGUCGGUAUGUUUGAACUAUCGUACAGUAUGCGGCCAUGUGACCUCCUGGACGACUGGGCUCCCGUCCUUGCUGAUGUUCUGUCAAAUGGUGUCGACAUCCAUACCUCGACCUGGCUGGAUAAGCCGCUAACAGGAAGACAUGAAGGGUUCAGUGCCGUUCACCGCAUAAUUUCCAAUGCUGAGUCGCCUCAAAUGGCCCUGGAACGAUGCAGCCUCUGGCUAAACUUGUUGGAACAGGUUGGUGUUGACAUUGAGGAGUAUCUUGAUGUCGAGAUCAACCACUGUAUUGCAACUUGGGACCAAAAGAGCACAGAAAAUGGCACGGAAUUCCGCAAGAUAUUCACUGUCCAGGAGUAUGGAGGUCGGAGGAUGCCAUGCUGGAUUCAAGAGAUCGAUGGCGCAUGCCCGAUACGAGAACUCUUGUUGGAGUUUCCUCAUUUCCAAAAGCGAGAUACUAUGUACCGCUUCGAUUUGGAUACUUCGACCACGUCAGAGUUGCAUAGGGCAUGGAAAGACCCCAUGACACAGAAAUGCUUGGAUGGCUCAUCACCCUAG